Molecule: messenger RNA, 1835 nt
Organism: Magallana angulata
Lineage: Eukaryota; Metazoa; Mollusca; Bivalvia; Ostreida; Ostreidae
Exons: 4
Coding region: 4-684 (226 amino acids)
Source: RefSeq, a predicted model, not a curated record
AGCAUGGUACUUUAUGUAUGGAUUCUAUUGUUGUCGAGAUUAUUUCAAGAGUGCUUGGGUUUUCAUGUCUGGAAAAUCGUCCCCCGGCUUCAAGAUGGAGGGAUAGCGGAAAUGCCGGCGCAGUCCUUCAUCGGAAGUACCCCUUCUUUGUGCGCAUUGGAAUGCCAGAUGAGAUCAUCAUGUCAAUUUUUCCGUUAUAACUCGAACACAUCAGAGUGCGACUUGUAUGACGGAAAAAGAUUUAAAAGAACCUCCUACGUUCACCAUAACCAAUUCUAUCAGAAGAUGCCAGAUCAUUGUGUGACAGGGCGCGACGAAUGGUUCCCCGAGUAUCACACUUGCAUUUGGAUUCCGACCCACGCGUCUCUAUACGAAGAGGCAAAAUAUCUAUGCGAAUCAGCAGGGAAAAUCAUGUUAGGUAUCAACAACUUUUCACAGGUCUUGGAUCUGAUGGAUCUUUUGAAUACUAAAUACAUUCAAGUAUACUCUCAACACGUUGGAUUCAAAAGUUAUGCUUUGGAUGACGGAACUCCGAUUACAUCCACACGUCCGCCGUGGUGUCCGUGGCAGCCAGCGGAAGACUGGGACUGUUUAGGGGUUCAAAACGAACCAGGAAGCUGGUGUCCCUACGCCGGACUUGAUGAUUUCCCAUGUACCGAUCCUAGACCGUUCUUCUGUGUGUAGACAAACCAAAUUCGCGUCAUGGAUGUACAAACACAAACUUCAGAAAAUUCAGAGGGCUAGGCGUUUGUGGCAAUUUUCGGACGAUAAUAAUCCCCUUGAGGUUAAGAGCUAUGUUAAAGGAUGUAGGAAAAUUUUCAGAUUUUAAAGUUGAAAUAUUUUGGGUUUUUUCACUUAUUGAUAGGUUAUCCUCGCAGCUAUAAACGUAAUAUUUAAAAUUUCAUACAAUAAUCUAUUGCCAAACAGUCUCAAAAGUUCAAAGAUCAAGCUCUGUAUGAAUAGGUUUGACCGUUUUUAAGUUAAUAAAACCCCAUCUACAUUUUCUCUACACACACGCCGUGGAAGUAGGCGGCAUGAAUUGUUUAGAAAGGACUAUAUUUACCCAUGAUUUGAGUACCCAUGUACAUAUGACCAACACAUCAUCAAGCAUUUGAUACAUAUUUUAAAAGAAUGACAAGAAUAAUCCAAAAGUUGUACAACAUCAUAGAAAAUUAGCUCUCUUGGGCUGAAUAAUUGAAUAUCAGAAGAACGACCACAUCUUGUCAUAAAAAGUCCUGUAACGGAACAAGAUUUUUUAUUUAAGAAAUAAGUUGAUUACCAGAGGCGGGGCUAAGACCUAUUUUCGGUUACUUUAUAUGAAUUAAAUACAGAAUCAACUUUUGAAUAGGCAAUCAUCAACUUUACUAUGUGAAUUAAAGGAUUCACCUUGAAUUUUAAAGGGGAUAUUCCGGACAUCUAAUACCCUUUGUAGAUCAUGACAGCUGAUGUAUAUGUAUGUUAGAGCUUUAAGACUUGUUCGAUUGGAAGUAGGUCAACGUGACCCACAUCUGGUACUUUAUUGUACUUUAUUUAUUCAUGUAGCAUAUGCUUGGGAUCAUCAAACUUUGUUAGAUGUUGCAUCUCAUGAUAGUUUUACUAUAGUCAUCGUGACAUGCUUUUAUCAUAAUACUUUAUAAUCCAUUUUUAUAACAUCGCUACGUAAGCGACCAUGGCCUUCUUUUAACAUGUUUUUACUUUAUCAAAAAUCUUGGACUAUUUGAAAAAUAUAAUUCAGUUCUACAAUUUAUUAGAGGAGCUUUUCUACACCCCAAUGUCUGUUGUUCUUUGCUGUCUUACCCAAAAAGUCGUUUGGCUGGAAAAUACCAUUUACAAGC